UGUGCAUCUUUACAGAGGAAGGAAACUAAAUUUCAUCAGAAAUUUUGUGUUUUUAAUCAAGGCUGGAAUACAAGUAUCUACGUGAUGAGAAAAGAAUCUACAACUUAUUCAGGUAACUGGGAAUCCAGUUCCCACAAAGCAGCCAUUGGAAGGAAUACUGCGAUAAAUAUAUCAUAACUAGACCCUUGCCCUUUGUCACCAUCCCUACUCUAAGAAUGGACAUCUUUUGAGAUUAUUCAUGCUUGCUCUGCAAAACUUUAUUGGAUUUAAAGGGCAAAACAGAUCUGUAAAUUGUAAGAGAGGGCAUAACAUCCAAGUGAGAAGCCUGAUCUGGAAUAAAAUCGCUACUCAAAUGUUGAUCUGAAAAUUUUAUAACUAGUUCCUGAGAGGACUGUAAUUUCACAGGGAAAAGGUGGCAGCCAGGGAAAAUAUCGGGUGCAAACUACCCACUGGCAGACUGGGAAGAGGGUACAUAGAGUCAACAACUCUCUCCUGUCAAAUGGCUCAGGAACAUUAUGCACAUAGGAACAACACUCAGAAUUCAGAAAAGCCACAUGUGUACAAAGUUGGAAUUUAUGGCUGGCGGAAGAGGUGCCUCUACUUCUUUGUGCUCCUGUUAAUGAUUUUAAUCCUGGUGAACCUUGCAAUGACCAUCUGGAUCCUCAAAGUCAUGAACUUCACAAUUGAUGGAAUGGGACAUCUAAGAAUUACUGAGAAAGGUCUAAAGCUUGAAGGAGAUUCUGAAUUCUUGGAACCUCUCUAUGCCAAAGAAAUCAGAUCAAGUCAGGGAAGUCCCCUGUACCUUCAGUCAGGAAGAAAUGUUACUGUGAACAUUCUCAAUGGACAGAAAAAAGUUGCAACACAGUUAACUACAGGUAGCCGAGGAGUAGUAGCACAAGGGAAAUUUUUUGAAGUAAAGUCCAAUACAGGAAAGCUGCUGUUUUCUGCAGAUGAUACUGAAGUAGUGGUUGGUGCUGACAGGCUACGUGUUUUAGGGGCAGAAGGAGCAGUGUUUAGUAAAUCUAUAGAAACCCCUCACAUCAGGGCAGACCCCUUCAAAGAACUGAGACUUGAAUCUCCUACACGGUCACUGAUAAUGGAAGCACCAAAAGGAAUUGCAAUUAAUGCAGAGGUUGGAAACCUGGAAGCUACAUGCAGGGGAGAUUUGAAGCUUGAAUCCAAAGAUGGAGAGAUUACAUUAGAGGCUGCAAAAAUCAAACUACCUAGACUUCCUCGGGGGACACAUUCUUCUACAAGCUCCCAUGCAAAUAUCUAUGAAAUCUGUGUAUGUUCUAAUGGGCGGCUGUUCCUGUCCCCAGCAGGAGCUGGGUCUACUUGCCAAACUAACACAAAUGUCUGCUAAUGAAGAAUGGACAGAAAUAAGAACUGAAUUAGGCCAUAUGAGGAAUACUAAUGCCCAUCCUAUAAUUGAAUGGUGGCUUCUGCCAGCUUCUAGAAAAGAACUGCAACUCAAAAGGCCUAUCAAAGACUUCAGUAUGUGAGUGUGCACGAGUGUGUAUGUGAGUGUGUCUGUGAGUGUGAGUGUACGUAUGUGUCUGUAUACACUCGUGUAUGUGCGUUUUCUGCUUUUAAUGAUGUUUCAGUAUAAGAAGUCUCAGGGUGACUAACACAUUAUUUUAUCAUAUCACAAAUACAUAUAGAUAUAUAUUUUUUAAAUGUCCCAGUUGGAUGCAGUGUUUUUGAGUUAACACAGCAAGGCAAAAGUGUUAUUUUCAUGAGGCAAGAUACUGUCUAGUUUUUAUAAGUCAAUUGCAAAUGUUACACUUUGCCUUUUGCUCUUUAUUUGCAUGUUGACAUAGCACCGUUAAAAGUGAACACAAAUGAAUUUCACAUUAUUUAAUUUAAGUUCAUUCAGUUUUGUUGCAGUCAAAAAAAUUAAUAUAAAACAUCAAUAUCUAAAUGCCAAAGGCUUCUAGUCUAGAAAGAGUUAUUUCAUGAACCGACAACAUCAGAUCCUUUAUUUACUAAAAGAUAUAUAGACUUCUUUGUAGCUGUGUGCAAUAGUCUUACAUUGUCUAAAAGUGUAGUACAAGCCAUUUAAACACAUUUUCCCUAUCCAGCAAUAUUUUCUUUGGUGCAGAAAUAUUUUCAUACAGAUAUAUAAUUUUGAGGUACUAUACUUUCUGUAUUUACUAAGGAAAAUGGUCACAAGAGUUAUUUCUUUUUAAAUUUAGCAAAACAAAGUGUGUUUUUAUUUUUAUCGCUUUUUGCCCCUUUACUGCCCAGUACCUGCUAAUUGUCUGAAAGUAUGCCAUUAUUUUAACAGUUUAUGUAUCUCUAUGUUUCCAUGUUGUACCUCAUUUCCUCCCCCAUCCUCAUCCAGACGUGGUCCAUAAUUCCACUUUUUUUACCGUAGUGUUUCAUUUUUCCUCCAGGCAGGACUGGCCUUUGGUCAAGUGGUGCUCUAGGCAAAAGGUCUCCACAGUACCCCCGCAACAUCACAGUGCCCCCAUCCUGGUCUAUCUACACAAUUCAAUUUACUGGAAAGUGCCCCUGCUAGACCAGCGCCCUAGGCAGCUGCCUAGUUGGCCUAUGCCUAAGGCUGGCUAUGCCUCCAGGGAUAAGAGGUAGUCACUCCGCAGACUACAUGACAGUAUCCCUUUGUUUGGUGAGAAUCAGGCAUUGGUAAAGUAACACAUAAUUUGGUCCAUGAGAAGAUUCUUGAGUAACCCCUUCCCAUAGGUGGUAUAUAGACUCAUGAUAGCCACCAUGUCAAGGAGAAAGAUUUGCAUACUGCCACACAUCUACUCUCUGUUUAAGUGAUAAGAACACUGUUUCUGCAGCAUGAGCCAUUUCAGCAUCUUCUCCCAAUGAGCAUCUUUGCACCAGUGGACCAACACAUCUCCCUACCACCAGGGUGAACAAGCUACUAUCAACCACCCAAGCUCAUUCUCAUUUGACUGGUCCCACCAGUGCUAAUGCCACUAGUUAGGUGCAGGUCACCUAGGUCAUGCUUAGGACCUCAUCCCACAGUGUACCUCAAUUUUCCUUGCAAAUGGCAUCUCCAUUUCAAUGAAACAAAAGUUCUGCAGCAAUAAUCUAGCCACAACGUUAAUAUUCCUGAACUUAGUUAACUAAUACUGUUUUAAUUUUAAGUCAUUUUACUGUCCCUAGCCAUACACUGUGCACUAAUAUGUAACCUCAGGUGUGUUAACUAUUAAACUACAAUUCAUUUAUUACAGACUAUAUAGUGAAAUAAAGCCUUCAGCAAUUAUGAAACUAGAUAUGCUACCUGCUUUGACUGAUUUGUAAAAAAAAAAAAAAAAAAAAAAAAGUAAUUUAAAAUCUCACUAAUGUUAUUGACAUUCUUGAUGAGCCACCUGUGAAGCUGCCUCUGACUUUACAGGUCUGGACUUAAUAUUACAUCACAAAUGUUUGUAGUAGGAACAGCAACCAUAUUUCUGAUUAUUUAAAAAUCUUAUUACUGAGAAUCAACAAAUUGUGGAAAAACAUGCUAGCAAACAGGUAUCUAAAUACAGAGUAAAAUAUAUACUUUGAAACCCCCCAUGUCUGUGCAUGUUAUCCUGUUUUGGUGCAUUGAAAAUGAUAUGCAGUAACAUCUGUUCCAAUAUGGACAGACAGGAACCAGAUUCAGAGUGUCCUGCAGAUUCUAAAACUUAAUGCUAAAGUCCCUUUUUAACUGCCUGUUUAAACAUAAUACAAGUCUGUCUUUGGGAUCAGAAGCAGCACAGCUUUUGAACUUAAUUUGCCUUAUUGUCUAAGUUUUUCAAUCUACAGAAAGGAGAAAUAAACCACAUUUCACAAUAGUAAAAUAAAAUUAGAGUGGUAUUCAAUUUUACGUAACCAGCUUAACCAAACUUGGGCAUGCAUGAGUGCAACAGUCAAAAUAGAUAAAGGGAUGUUUCUUAACUACUAAGUUUAAAUGUAUUGCAAAUAAAGAAGACUGGCUCUGCAUGAGGGCGUCAAUACCCUAAAAUGGAUAAAAAAAAAACAAAAGAAAAGAAAAGCAUACCCAAUAUGAGCAGUGGAUGGCAAGGUAUUUCAGUCCUAGUUCGUUGUUUGCCUCCCAUAUGGUGCAGUGAAAAGAAACACACAAAACAAUCCUCUCCUACCAGGAUUACAACAAAUAAAUGAAAACACAUAUGACAACCCCUUAUACAUAACAUCCAUCACAGUAUUCUGGAAAGAAAAUAGGAGAUCCAGCCAUAACUCCCACCACAAAACAGACAGAAAAUGAAAAAUAAAGAGAAAAUUAAUAUGCCAUAGGAAAGCAGAGAAGAAAUAAUAAACAGAUGAAAUAUAGGCAAUAAACUGCCUACCAAAACUUUUCAUAUGUUAGAAGUACCAUUUUGGAUUGCUAUGUUUGCCAUACUGACUUCUUGUGUUGUAGAAAAAAGUUAACUGCAAAACAAUUCAAUUACUUGUUGUUUAGUAAAACAUCUAAUUAUGUUUUCAGAAAAUACAUGGUUUUACCAAAACCUUACUUUUUGGUCGGAGACUGCUUUAAAUUUUCAAACUCACUGACAUUUUGGAAAUGCAGUGACCUUACAGAUGUCUAUGGUAACUGUGAAUAUACUAGGGUGGUGUUCCUCACAAAGCACUACAAAGACAAAACACUCCACAAUACAGAAGUUAUCAAAACUGGUUGUAGAAAACUGUUUUCCUUCAUUUAGGUAGUUUCUCUGAAGAAAUGCUAUGAAUAAUAUAUGUAAAUCACAGAUUUAUGAAAACUUACAAUAAAGCUAAAACAUAUUAAUGGUGGUAUACACCUUGAAGUUAAUACAGAAAAAAAUAAGUUCCAUUUUAGUAAGCACAGUGAUAUUUUACAUUAUCCUUUCCUUACAUGUACUUAAAACUGUUUAAUAAGUUUAAAUGAUCUGAACCAUUUAAAUUCUAAACAGUUAUGAACCACUGCUUCUACUUUUUGAAGCUCACUUUUAACUUAUUAAUUUUUGCAUGGCAUUUGUAAACCCACACUUCAGUGCUCCAGAAAUUGCAGACUCUUCAAGCCAAAAUAAUUGCAGACUCUUAAAGCAAAAAUAAUGUUGUUGAACACAUAUUUACUCGUACAUUAUGAAAGGUGCUAGAAGGCAGAGUGAAUGCUAGUAUUCAUCAUUUAAAUUAAUUGAUUAUUAUAGUCAAAUUAUUGAACUCUUUAUUUUAAUUUUAAGUGUCACCCUGGUUACUAUUUAUACUGGGACACAUAAUAUACCAUCUCUGUUCAAAGAGGGAAAAUGUGCCUAUGCCGUAACUCAAUGCACUCAGCAAGGAGAAGCACAGCAUGUCACUCAUGUUUUGGAAAAUUGUUUCUUUUACUAUUUAGAAUACAAUGAUUAUUUCUUAUGAGAGCCAUUGCUUCAGAAUAAUAAAGGUUUAUUUGUUAACAGGUCUGAAUUUUUCAGUACCUGAUUUUGUGUUUGCUGGUAUGAACUUGAUGUCUUAGAGUCUGUUUCAUUUCACAGUGCUUUAGGUAAGACUUACUGACAAAAAUUAGACAUUCUAUGGCAAAAAUUCAUAAUGGCAGCCUACACUUUAUAAUCAAAGUGCUACAUACAUAGUUUUCAGUCAUGAAUUCAAAGGUAUUGCAUCAGUAUCCACAGUACAUUGCCACAGUAUGGCUAAUCCGCAGGUAAUAUAAAUUCCUUUCAGAAUUAAAUUAUACAGUGUAGUGAUUUUUAUUUAUUUUUUGCACUGCCAGUGGAUUUUAGAUUGCACAGAAAUAUUAGUUGAUGUCUGUAUUAUUCUGCACCCAAUGUUGCUUCUUUUUUAGAAAGUAAUUACAUUUGAGCCAGUAGUCUAGAACCUUAAUCAGUGACAAGUGUCAGAUACAAAUCUGCAUUAUUGUAUUCUAUGAAAGAUGCUUGACUCAUGCUCUUUUUUUUUUCAGUACU
Messenger RNA from Protopterus annectens (West African lungfish), 5873 nucleotides. RefSeq names its product sarcoglycan delta (gene SGCD). Lineage: Eukaryota; Metazoa; Chordata; Ceratodontiformes; Protopteridae. The coding region runs from base 500 to 1363 and encodes 287 amino acids. The transcript has 11 exons. Gene Ontology annotation, biological process: cardiac muscle tissue development; heart contraction. Gene Ontology annotation, cellular component: sarcolemma; sarcoglycan complex. The record is from RefSeq and is a predicted model, not a curated record.